This is a messenger RNA of Tetranychus urticae (two-spotted spider mite), 981 nucleotides long. RefSeq lists its product as uncharacterized. NCBI's taxonomy places the organism in Eukaryota, Metazoa, Arthropoda, Arachnida, Trombidiformes, Tetranychidae. The record is from RefSeq and is a predicted model, not a curated record.
GUUCUUCUUUGCUUCAAGUUCAUUUUUGCAAGUCAAGUCUUUUCAUAUUGAAUACUACAAAACCAUUUCUUGCACAGAAAAUAAUUUUUAUUCCUGCCAAUGGAUAAUUCACUGAAAAAUAUUGAAAAAGAUGAUAGCUCAGAUAAAGUUACCAUAAAGGUUAAGGUUGCAGAUGAGGGAUAUCAUGAUAUAGUAAUAGAUUGGUCGGAUGAAAGAUUUCCAUACAAAGAUCAGCAAGUUAUUAACCAGCUUUCGACGAUAAUCGGAAUUCCAGUCGAAUUAAUCAGGAUGACUAUCUUAGAUUAUGCGCCUCUUAAUUAUUUUGAUUUACGAAAUAUUGAACAUAAAUCAUUCGAUCCCCGGUUUUAUGAGGAUGAUGCACCUGAUGAGGAUGAGCCUGAUUUCAUGCCGUGUAACUUCACCAGAGAGAACUGUUUGGGAAGGUUGAAUGAUGGUGAUCGCUUUGUUUUGAGGUCUUAUUUAAAUUGGAAGCUGGAUGGCUGUUUCGAUAUAACCAUAGAUUUGUAUAGCCUUGAUAGUGAGUUUUACAAUGAAAACAAUUGUACUGACAACUAUUGUCAUUAUUCAAAUACGAGAACUUUUAUCGAUAGAAAAGUAUCAGUUGCUAGAAACACUGAGUUACACAAUAUAUUACGAGCAAGGUAUGCAGAAUUACCUGCUAUUGUAGACGUUGCUUCGUACGAGGAAAAUUAUUCGCAAAGAAGGAGAAUCUGGAGAGAGUUGGACGCCAAGGCGUUCUUUUGGGUACAGCGGUGUUCGAGACACCAUUAUCGACAUAAUUCUCCCUAUUCACGGACUCGAGGUUAACUUUUAUUGAUAUUUUAUCUUCAUGUGUAAAUGGACGAUUAUUCUUGGCUCCAGGAAAUGAAACAUGGAAACAAGUAAAAUAUAAAUUUAUAACAUGAAACACAUCGCAUAAUUUUAUCAAUUAAAUAUUGGUUUGACUAAUUUGUUCCAUUC